This is a messenger RNA of Rodentolepis nana, 786 nucleotides long. The record is from the annotation of a GenBank genome assembly. Lineage: Eukaryota; Metazoa; Platyhelminthes; Cestoda; Cyclophyllidea; Hymenolepididae.
AUGAUUAGCUUUAAAAAAGGCUAUAAGAAAAAUCGCCCUCGUCAGGGCGAAUCACAAUGUCUUCAGAUCCUCCAGUGGAAUGCUGGAGGAAUGUCUCCGGACAAAAAGAUCCAAGUACAGAAAAUCCUACAAACCUAUGAUGUUGACAUUUUCACAAUUAUGGAAGCUAAAAUUUCGGAUGACAAACUGAAGUACUACCAAUUCCCAGGUUACACCCUGUACAAUCUACCUAAAUACUGGCAAGUUGCAAGUGGAAUUCUAACUGGGGUAAAAGAAGGCCUCACCUCAUACUACGACCUAAUCAAGAGUAUGGGCUCGACACAAGACAAAUGUGAAAUAAUCAGAUUAAAUGUUUGGAAAUGUCAAAACCAAUUCAAGAUAUAUGCAGUCUAUAAUCCACCCCAGAAUUGUCCAAACUUUGACUUUCUGAACAUCUCACACAAAACUAUAGUAUUAGGAGACUUCAACGCCCACUCCACCAGAUGGGGCUACAAGGAUACAAACAUAGCUGGAAAGGAAAUUGAAGACAUGCUAAACAGCAACAUUCUGGAACUUAUUUACAGAAAUGAGGAUCCGGCUACAUAUUUGCACUACAAUGGAUCCAGAACAACUCCUGAUUUACUCUUGGCUUCAAGCGACAUCAGUGAGCAUACACACCGCAAAAUAAUUGACGAUCCUGGUUCUGGUCACAAACCAGUCAUUGCUAGUAUUAUCAUCGGCAGCAAAAGCAUGUCAAGGAAAGUGCCAACUAAGCUNCGAAUUGGUACAGACAGUCACGGGCGUUAA